AUGGUGUUGCACUCUGAGAGCUCGCAUACUUUCCCGAUCCCCUUCUCAUACCUCGUCCAGGCGCACAACCUCCGCUACCCCUCGCCGUACGGCAAGCACAUCCUCUCAUCCGACGUCAUCUCCCGCUCCUUCAACCCCUCGACCAAUGUCCUGAAAACGACGAAACUCAUUCUCAAGCGCGGCAAAGUACCGCGAUGGGCACCCAGAGUCAUCCAGCGCAUCGACAAGACAUGGGUAUUAGAGGAGACGGAGAUUGAGAUGGGACUUGUUGAGCCGGACGGAGCGUUGUUGCCUGCGGAUGGUGGGCCUGACGCGGGUGGGAUGAAGCGAGAACUGCGGACGCGGAGCCGGAAUAUCGACCGGACGGAGUUUAUGGAGGUCUUCGAGUGGCAGGUCUUUCGGGAGAAGAAGGGCGACCCGUUCUCAACGGAAGUGACGACGCUUUCACGAGUGACGUCCGAGUUCGGCUUCUGGCCUCUCUCUCAGCGGAUCGAGAAGUACGGGCUGAGCCGACUUCCUCGCUCAAUCGAAGGCUCCCGCCUCGGCUUGCAACUCAUCGCCGAACUCCUCCUCCGCCCCUCGACUUCCUCAACCAUCCUUUCCUCCGGCCCUCUCGCACCCUUCCUCUUCGAACCCGUCCCCUCCCAAUUGUCCCUCGCCGUCCGUGCAAAACUCGACGAGGCGCGAUCAGCUUGGCUCGAAGGUGAGCAGGCGAGACGACGGGAAGCAGGAGUUGCGGGAGCCGAGUUUCGCCCGGAGGAAGAACCGAGACGACUGAGGCUGUGGAGGGAGAGGUGGAGAGCUGCGGUGCAGCGCGGACGACGACGGUUCAGAGAGAAGGUGUGCGUCGUGACGGGCUUCCUGUGCGACGAGCCUGGGACAGUCGAGGGAGUCGCGGGAUCGGGCGAGGGGACGGCCUGA
Molecule: messenger RNA, 921 nt
Organism: Rhodotorula toruloides NP11
Lineage: Eukaryota; Fungi; Basidiomycota; Microbotryomycetes; Sporidiobolales; Sporidiobolaceae
Product: mitochondrial intermembrane space protein, Ups1
Exons: 4
Coding region: 1-921 (306 amino acids)
Biological process (GO): phospholipid transport
Cellular component (GO): mitochondrial intermembrane space
Molecular function (GO): phosphatidic acid transfer activity
Source: RefSeq, a predicted model, not a curated record